Messenger RNA from Haliotis rufescens (red abalone), 16707 nucleotides. Its product is annotated as dynein axonemal heavy chain 3-like. The transcript has 84 exons. Gene Ontology annotation, biological process: microtubule-based movement. The coding region runs from base 117 to 12851 and encodes 4244 amino acids. Gene Ontology annotation, cellular component: dynein complex. The record is from RefSeq and is a predicted model, not a curated record. Lineage: Eukaryota; Metazoa; Mollusca; Gastropoda; Lepetellida; Haliotidae. Gene Ontology annotation, molecular function: dynein intermediate chain binding; dynein light intermediate chain binding; ATP hydrolysis activity.
GAUUCACUCACGAUGUGGAAAUGACAGUGUCUAUGGAUUUAUACCUAACGGAGGAUUUCAAAUUGAACAUGGACACCGAAAAUUAAUUCACAUAGGGAAAAGUGAAAAGUUGGAGGAUGGCCCACAAACAGGGGCUCCACCAUGGGGUGACGGUGGCCCAGCCCAAUGAGUUUGAGGUGAGACACCGCCCAAGCAUCAUCACCCAUCUACCACCGCUCAGUGCUCAUGAGCCUGCCUUCAGUGAACGGCCGAAAAUUCUAGAAAGAGGCUCCUUCACAAAAGCUGCACCAAUCAAAGAGAAAAGGCAUUUCCGAAAAGUGAGCGACUCUAUCGGCAACAACUACAGCCCCAGCGCCCGUCACCUGACAGCGUCAGUCAUCUACGAAACAACCAAACUAGCUUAUUCUGUAGAGGAAACAUAUUUUUUAUCACCACGGAAACCAGCUGUCCGUAAAUCUCCAUGUCCAGAGGAAGUCAAUGGAAUAGAGUACCGGAGACAUUCAGCUGGCCUUCUCGAUGUUAGUUUGCCUCCCUACAACAUUCACCAAGAUGGCUGCCAAACUGAUCGUCUUCCCACCACUAACCACAAAGAGUUCAAAGGUCAGACACUGUUGCCACCUAUCAAUGGUUUUUCCGCUGUUGCCCCAAGUGAAGUGGAUUACAUCGGGAGUAUGCAGAAUGGGUCAACAGAUCAAAGCCAGACUGUGGCUGCUGAUGAGUCGUCACCUGACCUGGACACAGCCAAUCAGCAUCCAUGUGCCAUCAGCCCCAGACACAGCUCCAUUAGCUUUGAGGGAAGUGUGGACAGUGGUCGUCCGCCAUCCGUGUACAUCCAUGACAUGCCCACGGUGCCAGAGACACUGGCAGAAGAUCAUGAUCGGACACUCAGUAGUAAUGGCUUUAACCUUGGUGGGAACUGGGGACCUACUUGUGAGCACACUCAGGAAGAAGCAGACGUGCUAGAAGUGGAAUUCCCGCCAUUUUUCCACUCCACUCACGGACUGAGUCGUCCAAGCACUCCAGAACCGGAAGACAGAAAGAGGUACUACCAACUGAUCGAGAAAGCCAUCGAGCCCACCAUGGUGGGUCCAAUCACACAGUCCACCAUGGACGGAGUGUACCACUUUGUGCCCCAGAAACUAAGGACAGACCUACCUGCAGCCACACGGGAGUUCAGACAGGAGAUGGACAAGGAGUACCGGCUGGCAGUGAGGAAAGCCAUCCUGGACUAUGUACUCAUUGACCCUACAGAACAAGAGAGACUGGGGGUGCCCAUGCCUGCCAAGCCUUCCAAUCUGGCCGGGAGAGACGGGUUUCCCUGGCACGAUACAGUGAAUUCCAUGAGAGACUUCAUGUGCAAUGAACUCUACAUCACACAUCCAGUCAUGAGGAAAAUACUUUACCAUUUCCACACAAAAUAUGGGAAUUUCCGACUGCUGGAUAUUCCUGGUUUGCGGAAGCGUAUGCCUGUAACCAUGGAAACAUUCCUGAAGCAUGUGCAGACAUCGAGUAAAAAUGGAGCCAGCAGACUGAAGAAGGAGUGGCUAAUGGAGUGUUGUGACAUCAUCGAUACACAUCGGGAUGAGGUGGAGGGCUGGAUGCCGGGGGACUCGGAGGAGAGGUUGGGGCAGAUGGACCACUUCUUCGGCUGCGUCGCCUCCUUGAUGUCCAACUUGCUGCGCAGCUGUGUAGCCAACUCCAUCUCUGACCUCGUUGACCUCGUGGAAGAGUACGCUGAUGGCAACGUCUAUGAUGGCAUCUACAGCAUCUUCAAGGGGCUGGCACUGCCACAGAAAAUACAUCCUGUCACAUUCUUCAUGCAAGAGAGCUUGGAGGAAGGGGAACUGUCUUUCAAACCCGUCUUUCCCAACAUCUGUGACUUUUUCUGCUUCAUUAUCGACACCAUGGUCGCUAGCGUCACAGACCUGAAGCACAUCGAACACCUGCUCUUCCAUGCUGUGGAUGACCUUGAAGACAAAUUCAUCAGUACUGUACAAGAUGGCGAGGAAUUGGUGGAAAUCGCCAAAGCCCGUAUACGCAAGGUGGUCAUGGCAAAUAGUCAUGGCCCUAUUAAGUACAAGUCCACCUAUGAGCCAUACAAGUACCUGCUCUCUACCCAUGCUGACACGUUCACCAACAAGUUCACGAGUCGCGACCACUCGCUGCGGGAGUAUGUACGGGAGAUAGAGAAGCUGAAGAGGAUGGCGUCUGAGGUGGGAUCCCUCCCAGUCCGCAUCCCCAUGCACUUCUUCCUCCUCGACUGCAACCACAUCAACCGGUGGCUGAUUGACCGUGCUCGCUCUUUGAUAGACAUCAUGGUGACUAAAAUAAUCACAACCAGUCUGAACUUCAACCGUGGAAUCUGUAAACAAUACGACCAGAUCGUCAAAAACAGCGCUCAGCAGGCCACCAACACAGAGGAACUUGUCAGACUCAUAGACUAUGUGGAGAACCUCAAAGUUGGGGAGCUUUUAGAGCUUAAGGACAAACUUGAGGUUGCUGUUGGUAACCUGAUGUUCCUGAUGGACUAUGGGAUACUCCCCUCCAAUGAUGUCAUCAUCAACAACAACACCUUCACCUGGCCUGACAGAAUCAUGCCCAUUGUGAGAAACACGGAGAACAAGCUACAGAGGGAGCAUGACAUGGCAGUGUCCAAACUGAGGGACAAGAAGAAAAAGUUUGCCAUGGAGUUGGCAGAGGCGGGCCGCAAGGUCGGAGCCUUCUCCUCCCGAGACCGGAUGUCCGAGGCAAAGCAGUACAUGGCGGAGCUGGACGAGAUCACCAUCCGACUGGAGACUUUCAAACAGACGAAACUUGGCAUCAAUCGGGAAGAAGUGAUGCUGGGGUUUGAGCAUCAGACGCCAUAUGAUGAGAUCCUGGAGAUCGCCACGGCCAAGGAACCGUUUGACAAGCUGUGGUCGACUGCCGUCACAUUCCAUGGUGAACACGACAAGUGGAUGAACGGACCGAUACUGGAGGUCAAUGCUGAGGUUGUGGAGGAAGAGGUUCAGAACUUGUGGCGAACUGCCUACAAGCUGACCAAGACGUUCUCCAGCCCCGAGUACCGCAGCUCUCUCAAGGCAGCAGCCACCAUCAAGGCCAAACUGGAGAAGUUCAAGAUCAACAUGCCUCUCAUCAAUGCUCUGUGUAACCCAGGCAUCAAGGAGAGGCACUGGGGCAUGAUGAACGAGAAGGUGGGGUUCAACAUGACCCCGAAUGAGCAGACACCGCUCCUGGAGGUGUUGCAGAUGGGGCUGGAGAAGUACCUGGAUGAAUUGAUGGACAUCAGUUCCCAGGCCAGCAAGGAGUUCGCAUUGGAGAAGGCUCUGUCCAAGAUGAAGAUGGAGUGGGAGGCCGUCCACUUCAACUUUGUGGCGUACAAGGACUCCGGUAUUAGCAUUCUGUCUGCCUUCGAUGAGAUCCAGGUGCUUCUGGAUGAUCACAUCGUCAAGACAACCACCAUGAAGGGAUCCCCGUUCAUUGGUCCAUUCGAGUCAGAGGUCAAUGAGUGGGAUCACAAACUGCAUCGGAUGCGAGACAUAUUGGAUUCGUGGCUGAAAGUACAGUCAGCAUGGCUGUACCUGGAACCAAUAUUUGGCUCUCAGGACAUCAGGAACCAGAUCCCUGUGGAGGGCAAGAUGUUCGAGGAGGUGGACAGCCAUUGGCGUACCAUCAUGGAGAAUGCGAUAAAGAACACGCAGGCGCUGGUGGUUGUGUCCCAGGACCAGAUGCUGGAGAAGCUGCAGCACUCGGAGUCCAUGCUUGAUGACAUCCAGAAAGGCCUCAAUGACUACUUAGAGAAGAAGAGGCUGUUCUUCCCAAGGUUCUUCUUCCUGUCCAACGAUGAGCUCCUGGAAAUCUUGUCUGAGACCAAAGACCCUCUUCGUGUCCAGCCACAUCUCAAGAAGUGCUUUGAGGGAAUCGCUCAGCUGACCUUCAACCUGGAGAAGGUCAUUGUUGCCAUGGAGUCUGCUGAGAAGGAGAAAGUGGACUUCCCUCGUAGGAUCAUCCCUGGUGACGCAAACGGUCUGGUGGAGCGAUGGCUGCUACAGGUGGAGGAGGUGAUGAAACUCAGUCUGAAGGAGGAGAUGACUAAAGCUGUUCAGUCCUACCAAAACACCCCUAGGAAGGAAUGGGUUCUCCAGUAUCCUGGACAGAUUGUAUUGGCUGCUGGACAGGUCCAUUGGACUGCAGAGGUGACUAAGGCUAUCCAGGACAACCACCUCAAGGAGUACCUGGCCAAGAGUAAUAAGCAGGUGGAUGAGAUCGUACAGAUGGUUCGGGGUAAACUCUCAAAGAUGGCCCGCAUCACGCUGGGAGCUCUCAUUGUAAUUGAUGUGCAUGCACGAGACACUGUUGCCAAACUGUACGAGAUAGACACCCAGAGUCACCACGACUUCUCGUGGAUCAGCCAGCUGCGCUACUACUAUGAGGAUCGGGUUGCUAUGGUGAGGAUGAUCACGACCUCCGUGGCCUAUGCCUAUGAGUACCUGGGUAACUCCGGCCGCCUCGUCAUCACGCCCCUCACGGACAGGUGCUACAGGACCCUGAUGGGGGCGCUGCUGCUGAACCUGGGGGGAGCUCCUGAAGGCCCUGCUGGUACAGGGAAGACCGAGACCUCAAAAGACCUUGCAAAGGCUGUCGCUAAACAGUGCGUGGUGUUCAACUGUUCCGAUGGCCUGGACUACAAGGCUAUGGGCAAGUUCUUCAAGGGUCUGGCACAGUCAGGAGCAUGGGCCUGUUUUGAUGAAUUCAACAGAAUUGAACUGGAGGUGCUGUCGGUGAUUGCCCAGCAAGUACAGACGAUCCAGCGUGCAAUAGCAGAACAGAAGAAGAUGUUUGUGUUUGAGGGAACAGAGAUCUCCCUGGACCCGACAUGCACCAUCUUCAUCACAAUGAACCCAGGGUAUGCGGGCAGAGCAGAGCUUCCAGAUAACCUCAAGGUGCUAUUUCGUACAGUUGCCAUGAUGGUGCCAGACUAUGGCAUGAUCGGGGAGAUCUCACUCUACUCCAUGGGCUUUGUGGAUGCACGGAGUCUGGCCACCAAGAUUGUAGCUACAUACAGACUGUGUUCAGAACAGUUGUCUUCCCAGCACCACUAUGACUAUGGCAUGAGAGCGGUCAAGUCGGUGCUCACCGCUGCCGGAAACUUGAAGCUCAAAUACCCGGACCAGAGGGAGGACGUGCUGGUGCUCCGAUCCAUCAAUGACGUCAACCUGCCAAAGUUCCUGUCACAUGACAUUCCACUGUUCGAGGGCAUCAUCUCGGACCUGUUCCCCGGUGUGCAGCUGCCAAAGCCCGACUAUCAGAGUCUGGAGGAAGCCCUCAUCAGCAACAUGGAGAAGAGGAACCUGCAGACUGUGCCCUGGUUUGUGGAGAAGAUCAUCCAGAUUUACGACAUGAUCCUGGUGCGACACGGCCUGAUGAUCGUGGGAGACCCUAUAGGGGGCAAGACGUCGGCCUUCAGAACUCUGGCAGACAGUCUGGGAGACCUACAUGACAAGGGUCUUAUGGAGGAGGACAGGGUUCAGCACAGUGUCAUCAACCCCAAGGCGGUCACCAUGGGUCAGCUGUAUGGCCGCUUUGACCCUGUGUCACAUGAGUGGACAGAUGGUAUACUAGCCAACACAUUCCGAGAGCAUGCGUCGAGUACCUCUGCAGAUCGGCGAUGGAUCAUCUUUGACGGCCCAGUUGAUGCUGUGUGGAUUGAGAACAUGAACACUGUGCUGGACGACAACAAGAAGCUGUGUCUGAUGAGUGGCGAGAUCAUACAAAUGAGCAACAAACAGAACAUGAUCUUUGAGCCCCAGGAUCUGGAGCAGGCAUCCCCAGCCACCGUCAGCAGGUGUGGUAUGAUCUACAUGGACCCCCUGCAGCUCAGCUGGGAGCCCCUCAUCAAGUCUUGGAUGGUGGAGAGCUUGCCAGACAAUCUCACGCCAGAGCAGAGGGAGAUAAUAAAGAUGUUGUUUGAGUGGAUCCUGCCGCCGAGCCUGAACUUUGUGACCAAGUACUGCCGUCACAUCCUGCCCUGUCACGCCAUGCAUCUUACGUCCAGCAUGCUGAAGCUGUACAGCUGCCUCAUGGAGGACGUCAGACGGCUUGGCCAGGAGGACGAAGAUGAGGAGUCGUACAUCCCGGAGGAGGGGGAGGAUGAAGAGGAUGAGCCGACGCCCACCACGCUGACGGACCAGAAGAUCAUUGAGGAGAGAACCAACAUGAUCAUCUCCUAUUUUUUCUUCUCCAUUGUCUGGUCCAUCGGCGCCACGCUCGACGCCAACUCACGACUCAAGUUUGAUGAGUUCUUCAGGACACUGUGUGAGAUGGAGGCCACGGGCAAAUAUCCCAGACCAAAGAACUUGAAGUUUGCACGAGGGCUGAUGAUCCCCAAGAAGGGAUCUGUGUUUGACCACGUCUAUAUCCGCCGCCAGUACGGUUCCUGGAACUCUUGGAGCAGCCUUGUGACAUCCUUUAACAUCGACAGCAAAGCGCAGAUUAACGCCCUGAUCAUCAACACAGUGGAGACAGAGAGACAGAGGUACUUCCUGGAGCGCUUCCUCAGCAAGGACAAGGCUGUGCUGUUUGUGGGCCCGACAGGAACGGGGAAAAGCGCCAUCACCAACAACUUCCUACUUCAGCUUCCAAAAGACAAAUACAUCAUCAACAACAUCAACUUCUCUGCUCAAACAUCAGCCAAUCAAACACAGGACAUCAUCUUCUCUAAACUUGACCGGAGGAAGAAGGGAGUCUAUGGGCCAACCCUGGGCAAGAAGCUGUGUGUGUUUGUGGAUGACCUCAACAUGCCCGCCAAGGAGAGGUAUGGCGCCCAACCUCCCAUAGAGAUCCUGCGACAGUGGAUAGACCACGGGUUUUGGUAUGACAGGAAGGAUACAUCAGUCCUGCAGUUGGUGGACAUUGUGAUGCUGGCGGCGAUGGGGCCCCCUGGUGGCGGCAGGAACAACGUCACACAGCGCUUCCUGCGACACUUUAAUGUUAUUGGCAUUGAGACAUUUGAUGAAGAGACGAUGAAGAACAUCUUCUCCCCCAUCAUGGACUGGCACUUCAAGAGUUACGAGACGUCCCUCAGGAGGUUCUCCAGGAUUCUGCUUGGCGCCACUCUGGAGGUUUACCAGAUGGCCAUCACCAACUUCCUCCCGACACCGUCCAAGUCCCACUAUCUGUUCAAUCUUCGAGACUUUGCCAGAGUUGUACAGGGCAUCCUGUUGAUGAAAGGGACCGUGGUGUCAGCUGUUGUCGGUAAUGCAGGACAGAAGCUCUCCCGCCUGUGGGUGCACGAGGUGUACCGUGUGUUCUAUGACAGACUCGUGGAUGACCAGGAUCGCAACACGUUCUUCAAAAUGGUCAAGUCAGUGGUUGAGUCGCAUUUCAAGGAGAAGAUGAACAGCCUGUUCACCCACCUGCUGGAGCCUGGCAAGUCCAUCAGGGACGACACCAUCCGCAGCCUCAUGUUUGGGGACUAUCUCACGAAGAAGGGGGAGGACAAACUGUAUGAUGAAAUCCUCAACCUGGAUGAACUCAGGGAGACAAUUGAGAACAACCUGGAGGAAUACAAUAUGAUGAGCAAAGCCCCGAUGGAGCUGGUCAUGUUCAGGUUUGCCAUCGAACACAUCUCCAGAAUUAGUCGAGUUCUCAAGCAGCCAAACGGUCACUGUCUCCUAGUGGGUAUUGGGGGCAGCGGUCGUCAGAGCGUCACCCGACUGGCAGCGUUUAUGUCGGACUUUGAGCUGUUUCAAAUUGAGAUCACCAAGAACUACACGACUGUGGAGUGGAGGGAUGAUCUGAAGCGUAUGAUGCGGCGCGCCGGGGACGAGGGAGUGUCCACGGUCUUCCUGUUUGGCGACCAUCAGAUCAAGGAUGAGUCAUUCCUGGAGGAUGUGAACAUGAUCCUGAACACUGGUGACAUCCCCAACCUGUAUGACAACGAGGAGAGGCUGGAGAUUAUUGAGAAGAUGCAGGCUGUGUGUCAGGUGGAGAACCUGCAGAUAGAGUUCACUCCCCUGAACAUGUACAACAAGUUCAUCGAGCGGAUCAGACGUAACCUCCAUGUGGUGCUAGCGUUCAGUCCGAUUGGAGACACUUUCCGGAACAGACUCCGAAUGUUCCCGUCCCUCAUCAACUGCUGCACCAUAGACUGGUUCAAGGCAUGGCCGGAGGAUGCCCUGGAGCUGGUGGCCAACAAGUUCCUGGAUGAGGUGGAGAUGUCUCAAGAUGUGAGGGACAACACUGUAGUCAUGUGUAAACACUUCCACGAGAGUGUCCGUGCUCUCUCCAAUAGGUACUAUGAAACAAUGCGGCGAAGGAAUUAUGUGACCCCGACUUCCUACCUGGAGUUGAUCAAGACCUUCAAGAACCUCCUGAACAAGAAGAGGCUGGAGAUCCUGACUCUGAAGAACCGAUACAUGGUGGGCCUGGAGAAGCUGGAGUUCUCCGAGUCCCAGAUCAACGUGAUGCAGGAGGAGCUGAUAGAUCUGCAGCCGAAGCUGAUUGAGACCAGCAAGGAAACCGAGGAGCUCAUCAAGAUCAUCGAGGAGGAGACGGUGGAGGUGGAAGAGAAGAAGAGAAUAGUGGAGGCAGACGAGGCUAGGGCCAACAAUGCCGCCAUGGAGGCCAAGGGUAUUAAGGAUGAAUGUGAGGCCAAGCUUGCUGUAGCUCUGCCGGCCUUGAACGCCGCUGUUGCCGCCCUCAACACUCUGAAGCAGAACGACAUCUCCAUCGUGAAGAACUUGCAGAAUCCACCAGCAGGUGUGAAGCUGGUGAUGGAGGCCGUCUGCAUCAUGAAGGGAAUCCGUCCUGAGAGAAAGGUGGACCCGAAUGGCAAGUCUGUAGAGGACUACUGGGCCCCUGCAAGGAAGAUGCUGGGUGACAUGAAGUUCCUGGAGUCUCUGAAGGAGUAUGACAAGGACAACAUCCCCGUGGCAACCAUCAAGAAGAUCCGGGACAAGUACAUCAACAACCCAGACUUCGACCCGGCAAUUAUCAAGAACGUGUCCUCAGCCUGUGAGGGUCUCUGCAAGUGGGUGCGAGCCAUGGAUGUUUAUGAUGGCGUCAUCAAGGUGGUGGCGCCCAAGCAGCAGAGUCUGGCUAUGGCAGAAGGGGUUCUUGAAGACCAGAUGGCCAAGUUGAAGGAGAAGCAGGCCGAACUGAAGACCGUCCGCGACAAGCUGGCCAACCUCAACGACCAUCUCAACCAGAAACAGACCGAGAAAAAGAACCUCGAGGAUAACAUUGAGCUGACGAAGGUGAAGAUAGAGCGGGCCAACAAGCUGAUCAGUGGCCUGGGUGGAGAGAGGUCACGGUGGACACAGAAUGUCCACGAGCUCAGCGAGACGUAUGACAACAUCGUGGGUGACGUCCUCCUCUCAGCUAGUGUGGUGGCCUAUCUUGGACCUUUUAUUCUGGAUUAUAGGCUGGAGUGCCUGAAGGAGUGGUAUGACAUGUGUAAAGACAAGGGGAUCCCAGUGUCUGAGACCUUCUCUCUGUCAAGCACUCUUGGAGAUCCAGUCAAGAUCCGAGACUGGCAGAUAGCCGGUCUCCCGGUCGACAACUACUCUGUGGACAACGCCAUCAUCGUGACGUCAGCCAACCGAUGGCCGCUAAUGAUCGACCCUCAAGGUCAGGCCAACAAGUGGAUCAAGAACAUGGAGAAGGCCAAUAAGCUUGAGGUCGUCAAACUGUCCGACCCCAACUACACUCGAGGUCUUGAAAACUGCCUUCAGUUCGGGAACCCCUGUCUCCUGGAGAACAUCGGGGAGGAGCUGGACCCCAUCUUGGAACCCAUCCUGCUGAAACAGACAUUCAAACAGAACGGCCUGGACUACAUCCGGAUUGGGGAGCACAUUGUGGAGUACAGCAAGGACUUCAAGUUCUACAUCACGACCUGCAUGAGGAACCCACACUACCUACCUGAGGUGUCCGUGAAGGUGACCCUCCUGAACUUCAUGAUCACCCCCCUGGGUCUGGAGGACCAGCUGUUGGGGAUUGUGGCCGCUAAGGAGAAGCCAGCGCUGGAGGAAACAAAGAACCAGCUGAUUGUGGAGAGCGCCAAGAACAAACGCCAGCUGAAAGAGAUUGAGGACAAGAUUCUGGAGGUCUUAUCAACAUCACAGGGAAAUAUUCUGGAAGAUGAGACAGCCAUAGAAAUAUUGUCCUCAAGCAAGGUUCUGUCAGAGGAGAUCUCAGAGAAACAGCAGAUCGCAUCUCAGACCGAGGCAGAGAUCGACCAAGUCAGAAAUGGCUACAAGCCAGUAGCGAAACACGGCAGCAUGCUGUUCUUCACCAUCUCCGAUCUGGCCAAUAUUGACCCCAUGUAUCAGUACUCCCUCACCUGGUUCAUCAACCUAUAUCUACAGUCUAUCAUGAACAGCGAGCCCUCUGAGCAGCUUAAUGUGAGGAUCUACAACCUGAACGACCACUUCACCUACAGCAUCUACAAAAACGUCUGUCGCUCUCUGUUUGAGAAGGACAAACUGCUCUUCUCAUUUCUCCUGUGCAUUGGGCUGGAGAAAGGGAGAGGUCUUGUGGAUGACCAGGAGUGGCGGUUCCUGUUGACGGGAGGUGUGGCGCUGGAAAACCCAUUCCCUAACCCUGCACACCAGUGGCUGCCAGAGAAGUCGUGGUCUGAGAUUGUUAGAUGUUCCUAUCUACCAGCCUUCCAGGGAUUCAUGGAUCAUUUCCAGAAGAAUAUCUCAGACUGGAAGUGUGUCUAUGACUCCACCACGCCCCAUACAGAGCGACUGCCAGAACCAUGGGGAGAUAACCUCUCCAAGUUACAAGAACUCAUUGCUCUCCGCUGCCUGCGACCUGACAAAAUCGUGCCAGCUGUCCAGACGUACAUUCAGGAGAGGAUGGGGCAGUUGUACAUAGAGCCCCCGACCUUUGACCUGUCUCUGUGCUAUGCAGACUCCAACUACUUCUCUCCGCUGAUCUUCGUCCUCUCCCCAGGGGCAGAUCCCAUGGCUGGACUGUACCGCUUCGCCGAGGAAAAGGGAAUUGUUCCAUCAACAAAUAGUCGGGGGCCAAGUGGCCCAGUACAGGCAAAGGCGGAUGAAUAUAGGCGCAAAAUGUCGGUGAUUGGGAGAAUUUCAGCAGAAGAUUCAUACGCCACAUCAGGCAACAAAGGGCUUGCCACGAUAUCCCUGGGCCAAGGUCAAGGCCCUAUUGCUGAGAGGAUGAUUAGUGAGGCAGUGGAAGCGGGGACUUGGGUCGUGCUCCAGAACUGUCACCUGGCGGCCUCCUGGCUCGGGGAGCUGGAGAGGAUCUGCGAGACUGUAAUCACUGACCCCAGUAGAACCAAGCCGACCUUCCGACUCUGGCUGACCAGCUACCCAUCUCCGGUGUUCCCAGUGUCUGUGCUGCAGAACGGGGUCAAGAUGACCAACGAGCCACCCAAAGGAAUGCGAGCUAACCUGCUGAGAUCAUACCUCAAUGACCCCAUCUCGGACCCUGGCUUCUUCAAGAGCUGCAACAAGCCAAAGGUAUUUGAGAAGCUGCUGUUCGGUCUGUGUUUCUUCCACGCCCUGGUCCAGGAGAGAAGGAAGUUCGGACCUCUUGGCUGGAACAUCCCGUAUGAGUUUAACGAAUCAGAUCUCCGGAUCUCCGUCAGACAGCUGGAGAUGUUUAUCAGCGACUACAAGGAGCCCCCCCUCGAGGCCCUCACCUACCUGACGGGGGAGUGCAACUACGGCGGGCGGGUCACGGACGACCAGGACCGACGCCUCAUCAUCAGCAUCCUGAAGAUCUUCUACUGUAGCGAGGUCAUUGACGACGACAACUACUGCUUCUCCUCCAGCGACCUGUACUACGCACCUCCCAAGGGCAGCUACGAGAGCUAUGUGGAGUAUAUCCGGAGUCUUCCCCUCAUACCUCACCCGGAGGUGUUUGGGCUCCAUGAGAAUGCAGACAUCUCCAAAGAUCAACAUGAAACACAUCAGAUGUUUGAAGGGAUACUCCUAACCCUCCCAAGACAGACAUCAGGGGGAGGUAAGUCAUCACAGGAGAUCAUUGAGGACCUAGCAAGUGACAUCCUGUCUAAGAUACCCCCUGACUUCAACCUGGAGGACGUGCAGAACAAGUACCCUGUGCGAUACGAGGAGUCUAUGAACACAGUGCUGGUGCAGGAGCUGAUCCGCUUCAACCGCCUCAUCAAGGUGGUGCGACAGAGCCUGCAGGACAUCCGCAAGGCCAUCAAGGGGAUGGUGGUGAUGUCGGCCGAGCUGGAGGAUGUGUUUGAUAGCAUGAUGGUGGGGAAGGUGCCUGGCAUGUGGGCAGCCAAGUCCUACCCCUCUCUGAAGCCCCUAGGCAGCUAUAUCACAGAUCUUCUGGCCAGGCUACAGUUCUUUAAGGACUGGAUAUUUAGUGGCAUCCCGACCGUGUUCUGGAUAUCAGGGUUCUAUUUCACGCAAUCUUUCCUGACUGGGGUGCUGCAGAACUACGCCCGACGCUACAAGAUACCCAUCGACCAUCUUGGAUUUGAAUUUGAAGUCACCAGUCAUGAGAAUCUCAUCCAAGCCAAACCCAAAAAUGGUGCCUACAUCAAGGGUUUGUUCAUGGAAGGAGCCCGGUGGUGUCGACAGGUGCGAGUGAUUGUAGAGUCACAGCCCAAGAUCCUGUAUGACCCCACUCCAAUCAUCUGGUUAAAACCAGGAGAAAAGUCCCAGUUUGCAGAUGAACUGACAUAUUCAUGUCCAGUGUACAAGACAAGCGCGAGGCGUGGGGUGCUGUCGACUACCGGUCAUUCCACCAACUAUGUACUGACCAUCGAGCUGGCCACGGACAAGCCAGAGAGUCACUGGAUCAACAGGGGGGUAGCGCUGCUAUGUCAGCUCGACGACUAACAAUGUAUUUACCAUCCAGCUGGCCACGGACAAGCCAGAGAGUCACUGGAUCAACAGGGGGGUAGCGCUGCUAUGUCAGCUCGACGACUAACAAUGUAUUUACCAUCCAGCUGGCUUCGGACAAGCCAGAGAGUCACUGGAUCAACAGGGGGGUAGCGCUGCUAUGUCAGCUCGACGACUAACAAUGUAUUUACCAUCCAGCUGGCCACGGACAAGCCAGAGAGUCGCUGGAUCAACAGGGGGGUAGCGCUGCUAUGUCAGCUCGACGACUAACAAUGUAUUUACCAUCCAGCUGGCCACGGACAAGCCAGAGAGUCACUGGAUCAACAGGGGGGUAGCGCUGCUAUGUCAGCUCGACGACUAACAAUGUAUUGACUAUCCAGAUGGCCACAGACAAGCCCGUGUCACAGAGGGUAGCACAGCUGUGCCAGCUCCACGCCUAAGCAACAUACCAAGCUUCAUCAAAAUGAUGUCUGGAAAUAAUGAACCACUAUAUUGCUGCAGCCACACUGAUGGUGACUUCUCCCAACAUGGAGUGCUAGAAGUGUGGCAAGCACAGACAUGUGUAUCCCAGGCUUGUGGCACUACUUUUUGUGUUAACCUCGGGACUAAAACUAGCUGCUGACAUACAGGGUGAUGAUUGGACAUCUUGGUCAGCAAUCAGUCAUUCUCAGGAGCUAUUUUGGACACUUGGUCCCCAUUUUGUUGGCUCUCAACAUGAGUACUGGUGUCUACUCUAUGCCAGAACCCACUCAGUCAUCUGUCUGGUGUACAAGGUACAAGGAUUCCUGGAGAGCAGCGACUGAGGUUAAGCAGCACAUGGACAGAUGUUGUGUGAUGAAUGUUUAUCUGAUACUGAAAAUAUUAGUGUAAAAUCAUGUGACCAUGAAUAUGAACUGCAAGAAGUAUUAUGUAAUCAUUAUGUCAAAUUAAUACUGCAAGAAGUAUUAUGUAAUUAUUUGAAUACUGCAAGAAGUAUUAUGUAAAUAUUAUGUCAUAUUAAUACUGCAAGAAGUAUUAUGUAAUUAAUGUCAAAUUAAUACUGCAAGACGUAUUAUGUAACUAAUGUCAUUUUGAUACUGUAAGAAGUAUUAUGUAAUUAAUGUCAAAUUAAUACUGCAAGAAGUAUUAUGUAAUCAUUAUGUCAAAUUGAUACUGCAAGAAGUAUUAUGUAAUUAUUUGAAUACUGCAAGAAGUAUUAUGUAAUUAUUAUGUCAUAUUAAUACUGCAAGAAGUAUUAUGUAAUUAAUGUCAAAUUAAUACUGCAAGACGUAUUAUGUAACUAAUGUCAUUUUGAUACUGUAAGAAGUAUUAUGUAAUUAAUGUCAAAUUAAUACUGCAAGAAGUAUUAUGUAAUCAUUAUGUCAAAUUGAUACUGCAAGAAGUAUUAUGUAAUUAUUUGAAUACUGCAAGAAGUAUUAUGUAAUUAUUAUGUCAAAUGAAUAUUACAAGAAGUAAUAUGUAAUUAAUGUCAAAUUGAUACUGCAAGAAGUAUUAUGUAAUUAUUUGAAUAGUGCAAGAAGUAUUAUCUAAUUAUUACUUCAAAUGAGAACUGCAAGACAUGUUCUGUAAUUUUUUUGUCAAAUUGAUACUGCAAGACCUGUUUUGUACAUAUAUUAAUACUGAAAGAGGUAUUAUGUAAUUAUUUGAAUACUGCAAGAAGUAUUAUGUAAUUAUUAUGUUAAAGUUAUAGUGCAAGGAGCUUUGAGGCUGACAACUUUACGCAAUUGUUGAUUAUGUAUUUAUGUUGUUGUUUCCAUUUUAUAUUGACGUUUUUUAAUAGAUUUUACACUUUUUUAUUAUUUGUUAUGAUGAAGUAUUUUCUGUUAUGCCAUGCCUUUGUAAGCAAAUGAUUUAAUCAUGAUUGUCACAUUUGGGCAUGAUGGAGGACAUAGUAGUGGCCUGCUCUUCACAGAGGGGACUUGAAUCAAGUCUAUGAACAAGUACGGCCAUAGAGCUCAUAAGGAUUUCCGUUAGCUCCAUAAAGUUAAAUCGUCUUAAAAUGUAAAGAUAAUGUAGUUUCGGUGAAAGGGGUUUCAGUGUAUUUAUGUUUCAAACAUAAAACAUGCACUAUUUAGAGAAUAAUCAACGAGCUACAAGGAUUAUCUGCUCCGAGUAAAGGAAUGGCAUUAAUACGGAACCUUUUGUGAGGAUACUUCCAGCAUUCAUUCACGAGGGACCAAUAAUCCAUAAAUCCUCAUAUCGAGUAGAUUAUUCUAUAUAUUAAAAGUCGACAUUUUAAUAUAGAAAAUGAAGAAAAAACAAAGUCAGCCCUACAGAGAAACUUAACUGAAGGCGGCCUAUUGUUCAGAUGACGGAAUGUAAUCAAUUUGUGACGUCAUCAACAAUGAAUGAUGUCAUAUCGUCUUUUCUCAGCAAUGAAGCAAAUGGCUUCAAUUGACCAAUCAGCACAGAGAAUUGCUAAAAUGCAUUUGUGAAAAUAUCGGGAAGUUAUAACACAAUCAUUCUACCCUUAUGGGAAAUAUUUAGGCUCUAUAUCAUUACUAGAUUUGGGUUAACAAAUGAAUCUUUAAUGAAUCAUGUACCGUCUAUGUACCAUGUACCAGGCGAGUAUUUCGUACCUAGAAUUUUGGGGCUUUCAAGGGGGCCGUCUUAUACACAGGGUUGAAGAGUUUAAAUCAGUAAAUCAUGUCUAGUGUUUUUUAUCUCAAAUUUCAAAUUUGUAUUGACCAAGUCUGAAUUUGAUGAUGUAAUUUUUUUCUGCGGAAGACAAACACGUUUUUAUUGCAAAUGUGACGCACUUCAUUCCGGUUUGCUUUUAAGAUGGGGUAUAUAAAUUAGCAUCGAUUUUGAAGGGUUGUACAGGGAGGUUGCCUUAUACGUGGUGUCGCCUUACAGACAGCGAUAUACGGUACAAGAUCAGGUCUUACAACACUGGAACAAUUGAGUUUGGGCUCAUUCAGUAUUACAUUACUCAGUGAAAUGGUCUGGACAAACAGAGGUUCCAGUGUAGUAUUCCUCUCUAUAUAUGCAUAGGUAUCCUCAACAGUUAUCGUUCUGAAUGUUGAGUUUCCAUAGUAACGGUAUGGAUUAAUAGAGUUUCACUUAAUCAAGAUUUGUAAAUUGUAUUUUAUAGAAGAUGUUUUCCUUUAGCAUAUUAUGUUCUUACUGUCAAAUUAGUUUGGUUAUGUACACGCAAUCACCAUCUGUUUUAUCUGAUCGAUAUAUUCCCGGGCAUCGUAGAUUGUACCCCUGGCAGGAAGAUGAGAUAUCACCUAUUUUUACCCAGAAAUUUUUCAGGGAUAUCUGUCAGUGAUAGUGAGUGAAUUUAACCAAUCUUUUAAGAAGCACAAAUGUUGGAAUAAUAAUCAAAAAUCAUCACUGACAGCUAAAGACGAAUAGACUCUGUUGGCAUGAUAUAAAUGUCCAAAAUAAUCAAAUACCAAAUGUACUACCUCAUAUUUUUGGUGAAAUUUGAUAUUCAUUAAUGAUUUCACACCAAAAAUGUAUUUCAUAAUUUUUACUUCAUAAAUACGUUAUGGUUUCAUUUCAUCAAUUUAUGAGCGUGAGGACGCUUCUCUCGUUUCCCGGACUUAAUAUCAAUCUUUGUAUGGAUGCAACUGUUUCUCUCACACUCUUAUUAUUCUGUUAAUCAUAAAUUAUUAUUAGGCAGGCUGUUGUACAAAAUUUACAUAUUUUGUAAAUAUUGGAAAUUUAUUUGUAAAUGUUACGUUUAGUGAUUUCAUAUUCGACCAAUGAAGGACAUCAGUCAAUCAAGGACCAUGUUUCCUCUCUUAGAAGUAUGCCCCUCAUAAACUUCACAGACCCGACCAUUAAUAGAAGGCAGCUGUUAAAGAACAGCCCUUUUUGUAUCAGGUAUCACAGAGAGGAGAAA